Molecule: messenger RNA, 5014 nt
Organism: Annulohypoxylon truncatum
Lineage: Eukaryota; Fungi; Ascomycota; Sordariomycetes; Xylariales; Hypoxylaceae
Product: Pentafunctional AroM protein
Exons: 2
Coding region: 154-4857 (1567 amino acids)
Biological process (GO): aromatic amino acid biosynthetic process; chorismate biosynthetic process
Cellular component (GO): cytoplasm
Molecular function (GO): shikimate 3-dehydrogenase (NADP+) activity; 3-dehydroquinate dehydratase activity; 3-phosphoshikimate 1-carboxyvinyltransferase activity
Source: RefSeq, a predicted model, not a curated record
GAGCCCCUCGUUCUUACAUAUAUAUUACCCACUUAGAAGCACAUUUUCAACUUCGCGCUCCUUGAGAUAUAUAAGAGAGCUGUCGAAUAUCUAUCUUAUCAAAUAUAAGUAUCGAGAUACAACUGAGUCUUAUUAGAAUCGCGAUAUUUUAGAAUGGCUACCCAAGCCAAUGGUGCGCCGGGCCCAACCCGCAUUUCCAUUCUUGGGUCCGACUCGAUUAUUGUCGACCAUGGGAUUUGGCGGAAUUUUGUCCCCGACGAUCUCCUCGAGAAUCUGAACUCUUCUACGUAUAUCCUUAUCACUGAUACGAAUCUCCACGAUCGCUAUGUUCCUCCUUUCGUAACUAUCUUUGACGAGGCCAUUAAGAGCCGAAAUCUACAAACCCGGCUUCUUACUUACACCAUCCCUCCUGGCGAGACUUCUAAAAGUCGCGAGACAAAGGCCGAGAUAGAGGACUGGAUGUUAGCCCAACAAUGCACGAGGGACACGGUCAUCAUUGCCCUGGGCGGCGGUGUUAUUGGUGAUAUGAUCGGUUAUGUCGCUGCUACCUUCAUGCGUGGCGUCCGUUUCGUUCAGGUCCCUACCACCCUGCUUUCCAUGGUCGACUCGUCUAUCGGCGGCAAAACUGCCAUCGACACUCCUAUGGGAAAGAACCUUGUCGGGGCCUUCUGGCAGCCCAAGCGCAUUUACAUAGACUUAGCUUUCCUCGAAACCCUUCCCGUUCGCGAAUUUAUCAACGGUAUGGCCGAAGUGAUCAAGACGGCUGCUAUAUGGGAUGAGUCUGAGUUCACGGCUCUAGAAGAAAAUGCCGCUUCGAUUUUGAGCGCUAUUCGGUCCAAGACCCCUGAUCCCAACGAUAGAUUACUACCGAUCCGUGCCAUACUAAAGCGUAUCGUCCUUGCUUCCGCGCGUGUCAAAGCUGAGGUCGUCUCUAAAGAUGAAAAGGAGGGCGGUCUACGGAACCUUCUCAACUUCGGUCAUUCCAUUGGUCACGCUUUCGAAGCCAUUCUCACUCCUCAAGUUCUACAUGGCGAAGCCGUAGCGAUUGGGAUGGUUAAGGAGGCCGAGCUAGCUCGUUAUCUUGGCGUCUUGCGACCUGGUGCUGUGGCUCGACUAGUUAAGUGUAUCGCAAGCUAUGACUUGCCGACGUCUCUCCAGGACAAGCGUAUUGUGAAGUUGACAGCCGGAAAGAAGUGCCCAGUCGACGUGGUGCUUCAGAAAAUGGCGGUAGACAAGAAGAACGAAGGCAAGAAAAAGAAGAUUGUACUGCUUUCUGCCGUGGGCCAGACGUAUGAACCCAAGGCGAGUGUAGUCGAUGAUAGUGCCAUCAGAGUUGUCCUUUCCCCUGCCACACGUGUGAAACCGGGCGUGCCCAAGGAACUUAACGUGCAGGUAACUCCUCCUGGGUCCAAAAGUAUCUCCAACCGGGCUCUUGUUCUUGCUGCGCUUGGCCAAGGAACAUGCCGUGUCAAGAACCUCCUUCAUUCCGAUGAUACCGAAUAUAUGUUGUCAGCGAUCGCCAAACUCAAUGGUGCCUCAUACACCUGGGAGGAGGCUGGCGAAGUCCUCGUAGUUUCGGGAAAAGGUGGCAAGCUCGAAGCAAGCUCAGAACCUCUUUACAUCGGAAAUGCCGGCACCGCUUCUCGUUUCCUGACGACCGUAGUUGCUUUGUGCUCAUCUUCCAGCGCGACAUCGACAGUUUUAACUGGUAAUGCCAGGAUGAAAACCCGACCUAUCGGCCCGCUUGUGGAUGCCUUGCGAUCGAAUGGCAUUAACAUCAACUACCUUGAGAAGGAACUAAGUCUACCCGUGCAAGUCGACGCAGCCGGUGGCCUCGAUGGAGGAGUCAUUGAUUUGGCUGCUACGAUUUCAUCGCAGUACGUCUCAUCUCUCUUGAUGUGUGCUCCGUACGCCAAGAAGCCCGUGACUCUUCGUUUAGUAGGUGGCAAGCCAAUUUCGCAACUUUAUAUCGACAUGACUAUUGCCAUGAUGGAGGCAUUCGGCAUUUCUGUCACAAAAUCCCCGGAUGAACCAUACACUUACCACAUUCCUCAAGGAGUGUACAAAAAUCCCGAAGAGUAUGUUGUUGAGAGCGAUGCUAGCUCGGCAACUUACCCUCUUGCGGUUGCUGCUAUAACGGGUACCACUUGCACUAUUCCUAAUAUUGGCGCAAGUUCCCUUCAGGGGGAUGCUCGUUUCGCUACCGACGUGUUGCGCCCGAUGGGAUGCACUGUGGAGCAAACCGCUACGUCGACAACAGUUACCGGCCCAAGCCCAGGCGGAUUAAAGGGCAUCGACGUCGACAUGGAGCCCAUGACCGAUGCGUUCCUGACAGCGUCUGUUCUUGCUGCUGUAGCAUCAGGAGAGACUAAAAUCACUGGGAUUGCUAACCAGCGUGUUAAGGAGUGCAAUCGCAUUGCAGCAAUGAGGGAACAACUUGCAAAGUUUGGCGUACAUUGUAGGGAACUUGAAGACGGUAUUGUUGUCGCAGGCAAGAAGUUCACCGAGCUGGCGGAGCCAAGCGAAGGCAUUUAUUGCUAUGAUGACCACCGCGUGGCGAUGAGCUUCAGUGUUAUAUCCGUCAUAGCACCAGGUCCUGUUCUCAUCCUGGAACGUGAAUGUACUGGCAAAACAUGGCCUGGAUGGUGGGACGUGUUAGCUCAGUCGUUCAAGGUCAGCCUAACAGGUGAUGAUGUUGUCCCCCACUCUCAAGAGAAGGCAAAGCAGUCUAAAACAGGAUCCUCUAUCAUCAUCGUUGGCAUGCGAGGAGCUGGAAAGACUACAACAGGUCACUGGAUGGCUAAGAUUCUCGGAUACCCGUUUGUCGACCUCGAUCAAGAAUUAGAACGAAGAUCUGGUAUGACGAUUCCUCAAAUUAUACAGGAGAGUGGUCGAGGCUGGGAAGGCUUCAGGAGCGAUGAGCUUGAGCUUCUAAGGGAUGUCAUUAAAAAUCAAAGCCAAGGUCAUGUAUUCUCUUGUGGCGGUGGUGUCGUCGAGACACCCGAAGCUCGGGAGUUGCUCGUUUCUUACCAUCGCAGUGGCGGUGUGGUACUCAAUGUCGAACGCGACUCCGAGCAAAUAAUAGAAUAUCUAACACGGGAUAAAACCCGUCCUGCUUACACGGAAGACAUAAGAGGCGUAUACGAACGGCGCAAACCUCUUUUCCAGGAAUGCAGCAAUUACGAAUACCACAGCCCCUACCUCGAGCCACCUAAGAGUGCCAGUGAUCCUCCUGCUGACUUCACUCGAUUCGUCUCGGCCAUCACUGGGAAAGGGACGCAUUUCGAAAACGCGAAGAAGAAACGCCAAUCCUUCUUUGUCUCGCUCACCGUGCCUAGCGUUUCGUCGGCGUUGGAGGUGAUUCCGCGUGUUGUGGUUGGCGCAGACGCGGUUGAACUACGAGUCGAUUUGCUGGAUGACAUUUCCCCAGAGUCAGUGGGAAAGCAGAUUUCGCAGCUGCGUUCCACCGCAAAAAUACCCAUCAUAUUUACCCUUAGGUCCGCGUCUCAGGGUGGUCGAUUCAAGUACGCGUCAGAAAAGGAAUUGCUUCCUCUAUAUCGGAAGGCCAUUCGCGCAGGUGUCGAGUAUAUAGAUCUCGAAAUGACGCUUUCAGACGAAACUUUGGACACCAUCAUCCAGUCACGAAGCAGCUCUACACGCGUCAUUGCGUCGCAUCAUGACCCAGAAGGCAAGUUGUCUUGGAAGAACGGUGGCUGGCAAACGUGGUACAACCGAGCCUUGCAAUACGGCGAUAUUAUCAAGUUGGUAGGAGUUGCGAAGAAGAUGGACGAUAACUUUUCACUGGCUACUUUCAAAGAGAGAAUGUUUGCUGCGCACGGAAAGCCUAUAAUAGCUCUCAACAUGGGCACCAUCGGAAAGCUCUCUCGAGUGCUGAAUGGCUUUCUAACGCCUGUCUCACAUCCCGACUUACCAUUCAAAGCAGCUCCCGGCCAAUUGUCAGCAGCCGAGAUCCGCAACGGACUAGCCUUGAUUGGAGAGCUCGAAGCCAAGCAAUUUUACUUAUUCGGGAAACCUAUCUCAGCAUCUAGGUCACCAGCCUUGCACAACACCCUGUUCCGCCAAACGGGAUUGCCUCACCAGUACUCCCUGUUUGAAACCGACUCUGCGACAGAUCUGGUAAAAUUGAUUCAAUCGCCUGAAUUCGGAGGCGCGUCGGUCACGAUCCCGCUCAAGCUUGACGUGAUGGCGCUACUUGACGAUGUCUCAGAAUCAGCUAGAGCCAUUGGUGCCGUCAACACGAUCAUACCAGUGUCCCAGCCAGACGGUUCGAAACGUCUGUUGGGUGAGAAUACCGACUGGAGGGGCAUGGUGUAUUCAUUGCGCCGAGCGGGACUGGUACCACCGACUGACGGGACGACAAACGGUGCAAUGGUGAUAGGUUCGGGUGGUACUAGUAGGGCAGCCAUCUACGCGCUCCACUCCCUUGGUUACAGCCCUGUCUAUAUCGUGGCACGGAACCCUAAAGCCGCCGUCUCUCUUCGUUCAGAUUUCCCCGGCGACUUCAAGAUAGAGCAAGUAAGCGAAGCUAGUCAUGUCCAGCAUCAGCCGAACGUCAUCAUCAGUACGGUGCCCGCCGACAAGCCGAUCGAGACGUCGAUGGUAGGGCUGCUCGGGUCGGUGUUACAACAGCCCAGGCAUAAUGAAGGGCUCAGGGUCCUAUUAGAGAUGGCUUACAAGCCCCGACGUACGCCAUUAAUGGAGCUAGCCGAGAACUCAGGCUGGACUACCAUUCCAGGACUGGAGGUGCUUGCGUCACAGGGCUAUUAUCAGUUCCAACUUUGGACUGAAAUAGUACCUCUGUUCUCCGACGUACGCACGGCUGUGCUUAGCGAAUGAAUGGCAUCAUGGCGUUGACGGUUCACUAAAAGGUCUCGUGAUAUUUGUAGCCAUAUUAUCAAAAUAAACCACCAAAUACUACCUAACUAUUAUCCAAGUACUACUGAUUCAUUACGUUGACGAUAUAAGGCUCUGGUUCAAUGUUGAUCCUGUACUA